This is a messenger RNA of Kwoniella shivajii, 936 nucleotides long. Its product is annotated as urate oxidase. Gene Ontology annotation, cellular component: peroxisome. The coding region runs from base 1 to 936 and encodes 311 amino acids. The transcript has 10 exons. The record is from RefSeq and is a predicted model, not a curated record. NCBI's taxonomy places the organism in Eukaryota, Fungi, Basidiomycota, Tremellomycetes, Tremellales, Cryptococcaceae. Gene Ontology annotation, biological process: urate catabolic process; purine nucleobase catabolic process. Gene Ontology annotation, molecular function: urate oxidase activity.
AUGUCUGAACUUGGUUAUUUAUCUGCUGCACGAUAUGGCAAACAACUCGUGAAAGUUGCUAGAGUAGUCAGAGAAGGUGAUCAACAUUUCAUCGUUGAAUACGUUAUCAAAGCUCUUCUGGAAGGCGAUAUCGAAACCUCAUAUACUAAAGCAGAUAACACCGUCGUAGUAGCUACAGACAGUAUCAAAAACACAUGUAACAUCUUCGCUAAAACUUCUCCUCAUGUUUUGAACGCACCGAUCUUUGCUUUGCAUUUGGCAUUGCAUUUCGUUACUAAAUAUGAUCAUAUCAAAAAGGCUUUUAUCGAUAUUGAACAACUUAAAUGGUCGAGAAUUGAGGUGAAUGGAAAACCACACAAAUGGUCUUUCGUUCGUGAUGGAGAUGAAAAAUCAUUAGUGGAAUGUGUGGCAGAUGCAACAAACGGUCCUGAGAACGUUACUGCAGAUUUGAAAGUUGGUAUGAAAGAUCUACUGGUUCUCAAAACUAGUGGUUCUGCUUUCGAGAAUUUCUACAGGGAUGAAUUCACUACGCUUGCUGAGGUAUCCGAUCGAAUUUUCUCCACAUCAGUUUCAAUCCAAUCAGUCAUUUCCCUCCCACCCAAUAUCCCACUCACUAUUGACAAUCUGCCCGAGAUCGCAAAAGAACUUGAUUUCCCCAAAGUACUUCCUCAAAUCACAAAAGACGUCUUGGAGACUUUUGCAGAAGAUGAAAGUGCAAGUGUACAGGCCACCAUGUACGUCACGAUGCAAAAUAUUCUCAAAUCCUGUUCUGCUGUUAAGGAAGUAUCAAUGCAACUUCCCAACAAACAUUAUAUCCCAAUCAACCUUUCCGCUUUCAAACUUGAUAAUGGAUUAGGACGGGAAGGUGGUGCAGAAGUAUUCCACCCCGCUGCUGAUCCAAGUGGUUUCAUCACUGCUACCGUUACGAGGAAGUAG